Komagataella phaffii GS115 is the source of this 528-nucleotide messenger RNA. RefSeq names its product Calcineurin B. The record is from RefSeq and is a predicted model, not a curated record. The transcript has 2 exons. Gene Ontology annotation, molecular function: calcium ion binding; calcium-dependent protein serine/threonine phosphatase regulator activity. Bases 1 to 528 code for a protein of 175 amino acids. Lineage: Eukaryota; Fungi; Ascomycota; Pichiomycetes; Pichiales; Pichiaceae.
AUGGGGCUAGCUUCUUCCAAGAUUAUGGACUCCCUUGCGGAGGGAACCAACUUUGAUAGGGAAGAAGUCGACAGACUUAGAAAGAGAUUCAUGAAAUUGGACACUGAUGGUUCGGGUACCAUUGACAAGAAAGAGUUCCUUUCGAUUCCAGGUGUAAAUACGAACCCACUUGCAGAACGCUUGCUAGAUUUGUUUGACGAAGAUGGCGGUGGAGAUAUUGAUUUUCAAGAGUUUAUCAUUGGUCUUUCGACGUUUAGUAGCCGAAGUAGCAUCACUGACAAAUUAAGUUUUGCUUUCAAGAUCUAUGACAUAGACAGAGAUGGUUUUAUUUCCAAUGGAGAAUUAUUUAUUAUAUUAAAGACUAUGGUUGGUGGGAAUCUGAAGGACGAAGAGCUACAACAAAUAGUGGACCGGACAUUGAUGGAAAACGACCUCGAUGGCGACGGAAAGUUGAGUUUUGAUGAAUUCAAGAGUGCAGUCGAUCAUACAAGCAUUGUGAACAAGUUCACGCUGAAUUUGGGAAUAUGA